Messenger RNA from Mollisia scopiformis, 2007 nucleotides. RefSeq lists its product as uncharacterized. NCBI's taxonomy places the organism in Eukaryota, Fungi, Ascomycota, Leotiomycetes, Helotiales, Mollisiaceae. Gene Ontology annotation, biological process: regulation of DNA-templated transcription. Gene Ontology annotation, molecular function: zinc ion binding; DNA-binding transcription factor activity, RNA polymerase II-specific. The transcript has 3 exons. The coding region runs from base 29 to 1750 and encodes 573 amino acids. The record is from RefSeq and is a predicted model, not a curated record.
CGAGUGUCUAACCCAUCUUCCUUCAAUUAUGACCACAGAGAUACUCGAGAUCGGUCCCACUAAGCCCAUGGCGUCUAAAGAGAAUCCAAACAAACGUGGUCGGGGCCAGGCUUGUAAUAGUUGUCGCAAAAACAGAGUGAGGUGCGUUCCCUCUGAGGCCUCUGAGGCCAAGGCUGGGGCUUGUGGUACAUGCCUUGAUGCUGGGUUAAAGUGUUCCUCGUCCGCCUCUGGAUCUGGGAAAGCAAAACGUGCAAUCGAAGCAAUUGGGCAUACACUGAAUAGAGAAUCAAUUGAAUCCAAUCGAACAAUUUCAUCUACAACUGUGUCUCUCCAUCUUCAAGAUUCGUCCAUGGACCCUCUACCAAAGAAGACGCGAAAGUCCAAGACAACUCAACCCCCCCAAAAACAGGACAAGUCUCCCAAUGCCUGCGGCAUAUGUUUGCAGGAUCAUGUAUCUUCGGGAGAGACAAAGGGUGAUAAGUUGAUGCUCAGAUGCGACAUCAAAAGCUGUUCAAAAUGGUACCAUUCGUCAUGUGUUCAGUUCAAGAAUCGAGGAAAUCAGAUCUUUCACUCCUUCGAAACAGGGGGCAAGAAGUCUACGUUCUUCUGUUCGGAAUGCUACAAUCCCAAGCGCAAAGAUCUUCUUAAUGCUGUUGCACAGGCAGAGUCAGACUUCAAAGAGACGAUGGAAAGAAUCAAGCAGACGAUCAUAACCGAUGGAGCCUGGCCGCCAAAAACAUUGGUUUUGAGCACGGAGCGAGAGCAAGACAACUCUCCUACCUUUCAACGCGACGCGUCAUCGCUGGAGAUUCUCCCAGGCCCUAAAAGCAAUUUUGAUCCAGCUAGGGAAGAUAAGUAUCAGAGCUUUCAAAUGGACUGUAUCGAGUCUCUCCUUCGCAACAUCGAACAAGCUGUCUACGACUACAACCGUGAAAUAGGAUGUGCCAAUGACCUUUUUCUUGAUCAACACGAAGUUUUCAAAUUGACGCCAUUAAAGUUCUGGCACCAAAUCGACCCAGGCUGUCUAUUCACGUCAGGAAAGGCAUGGUUCCAAGUCGAUGGUACGGCUAACAAUCUUUCGGUGGGCCAUGCGCCUAUCACCGCAGCCUUGCGCAGAAUGCUAGGCACGCCAGAUGAUCAAUCACUCCAUAUCAGUCUUGAUUUAGAAGAAUUGAGCUUCUCCCACGUCCAUACGGCUCUGAUCAAUUGGUUUGUCGUUGAUAUUCUCGGCAGCGAGCUCAAUAUUUACCAAUUUCCAAAUAUGAAACCUUUGAGAGCAACACAAGCAGCAAUAGCAAACUUCGGAGACGCAAGGUGGAAAGGCAAUGGACAAAGUGUUCUUCGAGAGAUCAAACUCCGAGCAUGGCACAAAAACCAAUUCCGCGAAGAAGUUAUCGAGAAAGUCGGCUGGCAAGGCGAACUAAUUCGUCGUUUCGAAGGCUUUCUAGCGCCCAUGACCAAGAACUCCUGGAGAAUUGACCCGCGUUCCGAAUCUCGAGCCAAUAUUAUCAAGCAUACUAUCGAGCUGUGGAGUUACCUGGACGCGGCGCACGGGACGUUGGAAAUCAUCCACCCUAGCAUAGGAGCAGCGUUCGAUGGGAGGACAUGUGAGAGCACUGACGAAGAGCAUCAGUCUCGUAGUGUGGGAGAGAAAAUGAUAAAGUGGGUGUUGAGGCGAGGAUUUCGGUUUGAAGAAUUGGGUUCGGGUGGGAGGCCAAUGGCCGCCAAGGCUAUCGUUAUCUCACAGUGAGUAUAUUUCGAGCCCCGAGUAGUUCACUCUGUGCAGAUAUUUAUCUCAAUAAUUUAAGUUAUCGAGUUUGUUUCGCAGCUCUCGGAAUAGAUAGUGAGUGACAGAACCAAGUACCCGCGGGCAUCUUGAGUCACUUUGGGACGUUACAAAGUUCGUACAACACUGCUCACGUCCUGUGGGAAUAAAAGGUGUUACCCUGAGAAGAUGAUUCGCUUGGCUUGGAAGUGACUUGAACACUUUCAAGGCAAAAAUUCCCG